AUGUUCUUCGUAGCAGACUCGGCAUCGAACGAUCAGCUGACUCAAUUCCAGUUCAACCGGCCGAAGCAGCUCAAUUCCUUCGGCGGCAGCAUGAUCUCCGAUACCAUUUCGGCACUUCGCGAGCUGGAUAGACAUCCCGACACCACAUUCACUGUCCUCACCGGCGAAGGUAGAUUCUUCGCCGCAGGAGCAGAUGUCACGAGCGUCACCAAAACCCCCACCAGCUUCAAGAACGAAGGCGAGAAGAAGAUCUUCUGGGCCGAGCGGUUCGCCGUGGGCAUGGAACUCGUCCGAUCCAUCAUCGACCACAAGAAAGUCGUCGUGCUAGCCAUGAACGGCCACGGAGUCGGCGCAGGAGCCGCAUGGUUCCAAGGCUCGAGCGAUCUCUUCUACGCCGCCGAGGGCACAUGGCUGCAAGUGACAUUCAGCCAGCUGGGUCUGAUUCCCGAGAACGGAAGCGCCGUCAACUGGGCGCAGCACAUGGGCGUCCACCGCGCGAAUGACUGGUUGAUGUUCGGCGGUAAGGCGCCGGUGGAGGAGUUGAAGGAAAUGGGACUGGUGAAUAAGAUUUUCCCGAAGGAGAACUUUCACGCCGAGGUGCAUGCUUACCUCAAGGAGAUGCUGAGGGAGAGGGAUGGGAAUUCGUUGAUGGAGAUGAAGAGGUUGCAGAAUAAGAGUACGAGGGAUGCGAGGAUUCUGGGACUGUUUGAGGCGUGGCAGGCGCUUUCGGAGAAGUUUGUUGCGGGCGAGCCGCAGAAGAGGAUGGGGGCGAAGAUGCAGGAGUUGGCGGACAAGCGCAAAAACCGAGAGUCGAAGAUGUGA
This is a messenger RNA of Zymoseptoria tritici IPO323, 822 nucleotides long. RefSeq lists its product as uncharacterized. The transcript has 3 exons. Gene Ontology annotation, cellular component: peroxisomal matrix. Bases 1 to 822 code for a protein of 273 amino acids. Gene Ontology annotation, biological process: fatty acid beta-oxidation. The record is from RefSeq and is a predicted model, not a curated record. Lineage: Eukaryota; Fungi; Ascomycota; Dothideomycetes; Mycosphaerellales; Mycosphaerellaceae.